Tripterygium wilfordii is the source of this 1600-nucleotide messenger RNA. RefSeq names its product protein LNK3-like. The transcript has 6 exons. Gene Ontology annotation, biological process: regulation of DNA-templated transcription; circadian rhythm. The record is from RefSeq and is a predicted model, not a curated record. Bases 195 to 1418 code for a protein of 407 amino acids. NCBI's taxonomy places the organism in Eukaryota, Viridiplantae, Streptophyta, Magnoliopsida, Celastrales, Celastraceae.
GAUGCAGCAGCCGCUCUGUUUCUUGCUUACAGCUAAAGCCUCUGUAAUCUUUCAUCAGACAUAGAAAUUUGAAAAAACCCAUUAAAGUCUUACCAUCUCUAGCUGUCUUCCUUAUCUGGGUUGAUUUAGUUUUCUGAAUCUGAAACUGGGUCAUCCUUUUCUUUCUCCGCCAACUCUUCUCCAGAUUAGAUCAUAUGGACUGCUAUUUCAGGAGCGUUAUUGAUGAUUUUGUUGUCCCCAAGAACGAAGAAAUGUCAGACAGGCUUCCAUCACCACGCAGUUGGUUGAAUUGGGGAAUAAGUGCUCCUGAAAGUUGUGGGGAAGCUAAGAAAUGGUUUCUUAUGAAUCCAAGUUUUUCUCAAAGAGAAAUGAGCCCCAAUGGUGAAAUAUUUUUUGAUGACGAUAUGGUGGAUUCUUCAAUCCGUGGUAAAGAACAGUCUAGCGGUUUUAGUCUCUGUGAAGGAUCAGUGGAUGACAUUUUCAACCAGACUACAACUUCACAUGAUCAGCCGGACUGCCAGCUUGAUGACCUGGUUGGGAUCGAAGCGAUGGAUGACAUUUACUUGGAUUCUUUUCUUGAAGAUCUACCUCGGACUGAAAAUCCUCGGAAAUCAUUUUGUUGUUCACCUGAGUCAGAGUACAACUCAGUGCUAGUCGAUAAUUUUUCAAAAGACAUGAUUGUAGAUUCGCGAAGUUUUUCAAGUGAUGAACAUAGUAUUGGAAGCUCUAAGUAUCUCAAAACACAUGCUUUUUCUCCAGCGGUGGGUUGGAAGAGAAAAGCCAAUGAUUCAGAGUUUAUGCCAUCUAGUUCAGAGCAGAAUGAUUGCACAACAAUAGAGGCGUCACAGAUCAACAUCUCGGUCCCUUCUGAGCAGAAAAGUAUUGAUGAAGCUGUUGACAAUGAGACAUCAGUGGAGGAAUCCGUGUUGCAGGAGCUUGAAACGGUGAUGACACAGUUGACUGAUAAAACACGGAUAUGCUUUCGUGAUGCCUUUUAUCGGCUAGCAAAGAACUCAGAACGUCAUAUGGCCGCACAUAGACAACAUGAAGAUGUCUCUGUGGAAACUCUUCCUCCAUUGAUAGGUCAUGCUGAGAAAGAGAGGUCUGGAAGAAAGCAAGCAACAGAGUCAGAGACCAACAUCAUCGACAGAACUGUCGCAAGUCUCUUGUUUGGUAAGAUGCACAUGUUUGUAGAAGAUUCUCCAGUGGAAGAGACAGUAAACGCCGACCCAACCCAAGUGGCUACCAGAACGACAGGAACGCCAAACCAUAAUCUGAAUCAGACACAAACCCGAAAUUUUCAUCGCUACCAUGUAUAUCCCGGAGAUGCUGAAGUUCCAAUAUAUGGUCCUGAAAUCCCAUCAGCAGAUAACAGGAUGAACAAAGUUUAUAAUACUGGAGUUGGGAUUUAUGAGUAGAGAAUGGGGGUUCCAAGAGUCUGACUUAUUUACUGAAUUACGCAGUAGUGUUUGAUUAUGUAUAUAUAUUAGUUUUGAGUAUAACAUGACUUGCUGCACCAGGGCAGCUCAGUUUUGACUUUUGAUCAUGUAAAAAUUACAGUUGAAAAUGUUAACUAACCUUUAAAAUUAUAUUUCCAUCA